This is a messenger RNA of Gallus gallus (chicken), 1556 nucleotides long. RefSeq lists its product as uncharacterized. Lineage: Eukaryota; Metazoa; Chordata; Aves; Galliformes; Phasianidae. The record is from RefSeq and is a predicted model, not a curated record. The transcript is spliced from 2 exons. Bases 704 to 1519 code for a protein of 271 amino acids.
UUCCGCUGCCCCCGGGCAGCUUCCCCCGCGGAGAGCGCGGCGUCGUCCCGCGGCUCCUACCUUCCAGCACCGAGCAGACUUUGCGCAGGGCCAUUGUCUCCCGGCGGGCCGCGGCGGCGACUCCGCGGAGGCGGCGAUCAGCGGCGCUCCAUGGCCGCGGCGGCCCCCCGCGAGGGCGCUGUGGCCCGCGGCUACGGCUCGGCCGGCCCCCGCCCGCCCGCGGCCAUGCCCGGCCCCCCCCGCGCGGGGCGCGCUCAGCCUCCGCCGCCCGAGCCCGGAGCCGCCUCGCUCAGUCCCAUCUAGAGCGGGAGGCGGCGGGGGCCGUCGGGGCUGGGCUGCCGCGGGGAGCGGCGGGGGGCUCCCCGUGGAGAGGGCCGAGCGCAGCCCGCCGGUUCACAGCCCGACUGAAGCGGCUGCCGGUGGAUGAAGCUCGUUUAAGAUGUGAGGGGUGUUUGCUUGGCUGAGCCGCUUGUACGCAUGUGCCCGCCCCCCGCGGAGCCCCGCGAGCAGCCGCAGCCGGCGGGGCCGCUGCGCUCCUCCCGCCCGGCAGGUACCGAGCGGGGGCGGCCGCCGCCCUCGCCCCGUCCGGCGGAGCGAAUUCGGCGCCGGGGGCUCCUCCGCGCGGGAGGCUCCGGGGCGGUGCUCCCGCCCGGCUGACGGGGUUUUCCCGGCUGCCGAGAGGAGCCCGGCUCGCCACUCCGAUAUGCGGUGGCUCGGGCGAAUGUGGGUCCCGUCAGCCGCCUUUGUCGGGCAUCGCAGCGGCUACGGUCGGGGUGGAAGGCGGCCGGUGCCCUCCUCCCCUUUCUCCUCCCGUUCCUCGUGGCAGGGCCCGCGCGGCGGUAGCCGCCCGUAUGGCUGCGUUGUGCCGCUCGGAGCCCGAGCUACGAGAGGAGCCCAUCGCACUCUAUUGUGCUGCUGUCGUCUGACGAGAGACAGCUCAAAUGGAGCUAUUACUUUCGAGAAGUUAAUAAAAAGGCGCACCCAGCCCGCCGCGUGCCAUCCCCGCCGCGAUCCGUGGCAGCGGGUUAGCUCGCUAGGGGAGCUGGCGCUCGGGGAAGAGCCCGAGGUGGGGCGGGGGCACGGCGGGGGCUGGCCGCCCCUGCCCAGGGGGCGAUUGUUUCAACUUUCCCGUAGGCAGCACGGGAAUCUCGGCGUAGGACGGCUUUCCCCCGCACUGCCGAUCUGGGGCUGCGGCGUGUUCGGGGUUCCGAAGCUCCAAGCAGGGCCGCUCGGGGCCGGGCGCGGAGCGCAGCGGCAGCCCCGCAGCUGCGGGACCGCGCCUUCCCCGCGGGCUGCGGCCGGAGCCGCUCCGCGCGGCGCCUCUGUGCGGCUCCCGGCGGCUGUUGGGGGCGGCCGGGGCUCGGGCACCUCGCAGGGGCGAUGUGGAACCCAUCCAACAGACAACAAUAGACGCAGAACUGCAACUUGCAGCUCCGGCUGUGCGAGCGAGUGGGCCGCUCUCGAACGCGGUUGCGAGAUGCGAAGCCGAUUCCCUCGUGGUUUGGUGCUUUGUGUUUGAAUGAGUUCUUCCUACGACGCUCAAAGCAGAGAUGAUC